ACAUUCGUUCCGCAGCUAUUAAGCACCUACUGUGCGCCCGGCCUCGCUCUGAGCACUGGGAGGCAGCUGUCAGCAGAAGCGACAGAAACCCUGUCCUGCGGAGCUGAGCCGUGGGGAGGGACAGGCAGAGACGGGGACGGAUAGCAGGCGGCGCCAUACUGAGGGGUGUGAGCCUCCGGUCCGGACGCCCAGCCACGGGGCAAGGACGGCGGCUCUAAACAGGACGGAGGGAGAGGACUCACCCUGAAGACUUAAUGGUGACAUUUGGGGUUUAUUUUUACUUUUUAUGUUUUCAGACAGGGUCUCACUCUUUUACCCAGGUUGGAGAGCGUUACGUGAUCUUGGCUCACUGCAGCCUCACCCUCCCGGGCUCAGGUGAUCCUCCCGCCUCAGCCUCCCAAGCAGCUGGGACCGCAGGCAUGCACCACCACACCUGGCUAAUUUUGUUUUUUUCUGUGGAGGUGGGGUCUCACUAUGUUGCCCAGGCUCGCUGGUUAUUUUAAUGGACAAAUAGGAUUGUCCCCGUUCACGGGGUAUGGCGUGCCAUGCUCAGGUCAGGCGACCACACAGCCGCCAUCUCCACAUUUGCCAUUUCCUUGUGUGGGGGCUCAGCUCCUCCUCCCAGUUGCCGGCUGGGUCACGGUCAGGUCCACGGUCCUCCCUCAGCGGCACCAGCACUGGCUCCUCUCUGCCUGUGGUUUUGGUCCUUUUUUUUUUUUUUUUUUGAGACGGAGUCUCGCUCUGUCGCCCAGGCUGGAGUGCAGUGGUGUGAUCUCAGCUCACUGUCACCUCUGCCUCCCAGGUUCAAGAGAUUCUCAUUUUUCAGCCUCCUGAGUAGCUGGGACUACAGGCAUCUGCCACCACGCCCAGCUAAUUUUUGUAUUUUUAGUAGACAUGGGGUUUCAUCAUGUUGGCCAGGCUGGUCUCGAACUCCUGGCCUCAAGUGAUCCACCCACCUCGGCCUCCCAAAGUGCUGGAAUUACAAGUGUGAGGCCCCUGUGCCCGGCUGGUUUUGUGCCUUUAACUAAUCUCUCUGGCACAGGAGCUUUGAAGGCCGGAGGCAGUGGAGCAUGCAGAGACCUGGGAAGGGCGCCCAGCGUGGGCACCACCUGUGCCAAGGCCCUGAGGGGUGCGCGUGGGGGUGCUGGGAAGGCCAAGGUGCUUUGAACCCAGGGGGUGGGCAAGGCAGGCGUCAGGAGCCCUGGGGGGCUUCGUGUUCCCCGGCGUGAGGCCCGAGGACAGGAUUCUGUGGUGGGUGGGGGGACCGAGUCCCCGUGGCCUCUGUGCUGGGGGUCGACAAGGAGGCUGAAGCUGCUGGAGGUCGUCCCAGAGGCCGGUGUGCCAGGCGCUUCUGAAGACGGGUGGGCAGACGAUGGAGGACGAGGCUCUGUCCCGCCCCUGCAACUUCCAGCGAAGGGCAGGGCUCCGAGGCGCUUCCCCCUGCGCGGCCCCGCCCCCCUCCUUCUCACGAAACCUGGGUGGUCUCAGGUUGAGGUGGGAGACAUCCGUGGAGUGGGAGGGCGGUGGGCGGGAUUCACCAGCGAGGCCCCUUCCCGCUGCGAACAGAAAUCCCGACCCUAGUCUCGAAGGCAGAAAGGAAGCCCCGGCUCAGGGGGCUGGAAAACCCCAGGCUUUUCUCAGGCAGGCUGUCCCACAGCAGAGACAACAGACAGAAACCCAGAAACCACCUGCCACGAUGUGAACCUGAUGCAGAAACGCGGUUCGCUCCCUCGGGAUGCAAAGGCCAACUUCAGCCCGGCACGGCACGGCGGCGGCGCGGACUCCACCAUCCCGGGGAAGGAGCCGGACCCCUGUGUGGCAGUGUGGCGGCAGCAUGGAGGUGCUGCCCUGCUCCCGCGUGGCCCACAUCGAGCGCACCAGGAAGCCCUACAACAACGACAUUGACUACUAUGCCAAACGCAACGCCCUGCGCGCCGCCGAGGUGUGGAUGGAUGACUUCAAGUCCCACGUGUACAUGGCCUGGAACAUCCCCAUGACGAACCCAGGGGUGGACUUCGGGGACGUGUCUGAGAGGCUGGCCCUGCGUCAGAGGCUGAAGUGUCGCAGCUUCAAGUGGUACCUGGAGAACGUGUACCCGGAGAUGAGGGUCUACAACAACACCCUCACGUACGGAGAGGUGAGAAACAGCAAAGCCAGUGGCUACUGUCUGGACCAGGGAGCGGAGGACGGCGACCGGGCGAUCCUCUACCCCUGCCACGGGAUGUCCUCCCAGCUGGUGCGGUACAGCGCUGACGGCCUGCUGCAGCUGGGGCCUCUGGGCUCCACAGCCUUCUUGCCUGACUCCAAGUGUCUGGUGGAUGACGGCAGGGGCCGCAUGCCCACCCUGAAGAAGUGUGAGGAUGUGGCACGGCCAACACAGCGGCUGUGGGACUUCACCCAGAGUGGCCCCAUUGUGAGCCGGGCCACGGGCCGCUGCCUGGAGGUGGAGAUGUCCAAAGAUGCCAACUUCGGGCUCCGGCUGGUGGUGCAGAGGUGCUCGGGGCAGAAGUGGAUGAUCAGAAACUGGAUCAAACACGCACGGCACUGACCCCACCUCCGCCCGGACCCCCACAGACCUCGGGAAGGCGCUGGGCCGAGCCGGUGUGGCUGAGGGACCGGGGUGUGCCCGGCAGACACAGCAGGACAGGGCUCUAUGUGUGGCCAGGACAGCAGAGGCCGAGGGGCCGGGGUGUGGCUGAGUGACCAGGGUGUCACCCACUGCAUCUGGAGUACAGCUUCUCCUAGGACAGGCGGCUCUACCCGAGGGAGGGCGUCUGGGGCCAGUGACGCCCACUCAAACACGUGCCUUCUCCACGGUAUCUCCUGGCCAGGCUGCUGGGACAGCCGCCGCCUCUGCAUGUACCACAGCCCCCCACGCCCCAUAGGGAGGCCAAGCCCCGGACCACGCACCAGGCUGCACCUUGGCGUCUUCCACCCACAGGCCUCCCAUGCUCCAAGCAGCCUCCCCCAGCACUUGCGGCCGCUCAGCCCUCCAACCAAGACCUAAGUCACACAUCAUAAUGCAGCUCCUUGUGGUCUGGUAGGAGGGGUGCUGGAGGACAUGGACGGCGACAAACCUGAGGCCGUGUCUAGGAGGCUGGCACGACUGCUUCAGCAGAGACCAAAUAAAGAGAGGAUUAGGCAGCA
This is a messenger RNA of Pan troglodytes (chimpanzee), 3147 nucleotides long. RefSeq names its product polypeptide N-acetylgalactosaminyltransferase 9 (gene GALNT9). Gene Ontology annotation, cellular component: Golgi apparatus. Lineage: Eukaryota; Metazoa; Chordata; Mammalia; Primates; Hominidae. Gene Ontology annotation, biological process: protein O-linked glycosylation. Bases 1736 to 2548 code for a protein of 270 amino acids. The transcript is spliced from 6 exons. Gene Ontology annotation, molecular function: polypeptide N-acetylgalactosaminyltransferase activity. The record is from RefSeq and is a predicted model, not a curated record.